UUUGUCCCACUCGGCUUUCUGUAGUAUUGAUGUGGCUCAGAGUUCCACGUCAUUGGUAAGAAGAAGCAGAGGAGACGCAGCAGACAGAAAAAGGCUGAAAAGGUACGAGUACGUGCGAAAAGGAGCGUUGAAGCGACACGUUAAAGGGAGUGGCCAAACGAACACUGACCCACACACCCUAAGGAAGGACUGAAGCCACCGGCACCAUGACCGCUGCCGAGAACGUGUGUUACACCCUCAUAAACGUCCCCACCGACUCAGAACCUCCCACUGAGAUCAGCCUCAAAGCAGAUUUGGAAAAGGGGGAGAUCAAGGCAAAGACCGAGGCGCUGAAGAAGGUGAUCAUCAUGAUCCUGAACGGGGAGAAGCUUCCGGGUCUUCUGAUGACCAUCAUCCGCUUCGUCCUGCCGCUGCAGGACCACACCAUAAAGAAGCUGCUGCUGGUGUUCUGGGAGAUCGUGCCCAAGACCACCCCCGACGGCAAGCUGCUGCAGGAGAUGAUCCUGGUGUGCGAUGCCUACAGGAAGGACCUGCAGCAUCCCAACGAGUUCAUCCGCGGCUCGACCCUGCGCUUCCUGUGCAAGCUGAAGGAGGCCGAGCUUCUGGAGCCGCUGAUGCCAGCCAUCCGAGCCUGCCUGGAGCACAGGCACAGCUAUGUGCGCAGGAACGCUGUGCUAGCCAUCUACACCAUCUACAGGAAUUUUGAAAAUCUGAUCCCAGACGCUCCAGAGCUAAUCCACGAUUUCCUGGUGAACGAGAAGGACGCCAGCUGCAAGAGGAACGCGUUCAUGAUGUUGAUACACGCUGACCAGGACAGAGCGCUGGACUACCUGAGCACCUGCAUUGACCAGGUGCACACAUUUGGAGACAUCCUUCAGCUGGUCAUCGUGGAGCUGAUCUACAAGGUGUGCCAUGCCAACCCCUCUGAGCGCGCACGCUUCAUCCGCUGCAUCUACAACCUGCUGCAGUCCUCCAGCCCCGCCGUGAAGUACGAGGCUGCGGGGACGCUAGUCACGCUGUCCAGCGCACCUACCGCCGUCAAGGCUGCUGCUCAGUGCUACAUCGACCUGAUCAUAAAGGAGAGCGACAACAACGUGAAGCUGAUCGUCCUGGACCGGCUGAUCGAGCUGAAGGAGCAGCCUGCCCACGAGCGCGUGCUGCAGGACCUGGUGAUGGAUAUCCUGCGGGUUCUGAGCACGCCCGAUCUGGAGGUCCGGAAGAAGACCCUGCAGCUGUCCCUGGACCUGGUCUCAUCCCGGAACGUGGAGGAGCUGGUGAUCGUGCUGAAGAAGGAGGUGAUAAAGACCAACAACGUGACGGAGCACGAGGACACGGACAAGUACAGGCAGCUGCUGGUGCGCACCCUCCACUCCUGCAGCGUCCGCUUCCCCGACAUGGCCGCCAACGUCAUCCCCGUGCUGAUGGAGUUCCUGAGCGACACGAACGAGGCGGCGGCGGCUGAUGUCCUGGAGUUCGUGCGUGAGGCCAUCCAGAGGUUCGACAGCCUGAGGCCGCUCAUCAUCGAGAAGAUGCUGGAGGUCUUCCAUGCCAUCAAGACCGUCAAGAUCUACAGGGGUGCGCUUUGGAUUCUGGGAGAGUACUGCAGCACCAAGGAGGACAUCCAGAGCGUGAUGACAGAGGUCCGCAGGUCCCUGGGAGAGAUCCCCAUCGUGGAGAGUGAGAUAAAGCGGGAGGCAGGAGAGGUGCGGCCGGAAGAGGAGGUUUCCGUGGCGCCCGCCCAGAAGCUGGUGACGGAGAUGGGCACCUACGUCACACAGAGCGCGCUCAGCUCAUCCCGGCCCUCCAAGAAAGAAGGGGACAGGCCUCCUCUGCGGGGGUUCCUGAUGGACGGUGAUUUCUACGUGGCGGCCUCACUGGCCACCACUCUGACCAAAGUGGCGCUGCGCUACAUGGCCCUGGUGCCGGACAAGAGGAAACAGAACUCCUUCGUGGCCGAGUCCAUGCUCAUCAUGGCCACCGUGCUGCACCUGGGCAAGUCGUCGCUGCCCAAGAAGCCCAUCACGGACGACGACGUGGACCGCAUCUCGCUGUGCCUGAAGGUGCUGUCCGAGUGCUCGCCCCUCAUGGACGACAUCUUCAACAAGCAGUGCCGCAAGUCCCUGUCCCACCUGCUCAACGUGCGGCUGGAGGAGGAGAAGAUCUCGCAGAAGAAAGAGUCGGAGAAGCGCAACGUGACGGUGCAGGCGGACGACCCCAUCUCCUUCAUGCAGCUGACCGCCAAGAGCGAGAUGGCGUCCAAAGAGGACCUGUUCCAGCUGAGCCUCCUGGCUGCCAUGGGCAACACCCAGAGGAAGGAGGCCACUGACCCGCUGGCCUCCAAACUCAACAAGGUGACCCAGCUCACCGGCUUCUCGGACCCCGUCUACGCCGAGGCCUACGUCCACGUCAACCAGUACGACAUCGUCCUGGACGUGCUGGUGGUGAACCAGACCAGCGACACCCUGCAGAACUGCACCCUGGAGCUGGCCACCCUGGGUGACCUGAAGCUGGUGGAGAAGCCGUCCCCACUCACGCUGGCCCCCCACGACUUCGCCAACAUUAAGGCUAACGUGAAGGUGGCUUCCACAGAGAACGGCAUCAUAUUCGGCAACAUCGUGUACGACGUGUCCGGGGCUGCCAGCGACAGGAACUGCGUUGUGCUGAGUGACAUUCACAUCGACAUCAUGGACUACAUCCAGCCAGCCUCCUGCACCGACGCAGAGUUCCGCCAGAUGUGGGCCGAGUUUGAGUGGGAGAAUAAGGUGACGGUGAACACCAACAUCACAGACCUGAACGAGUACCUGCAGCAUAUCCUCAGCUCCACUAACAUGAAGUGCCUGACCCCAGAGAAGGCUCUGUCUGGCUUCUGCGGGUUCAUGGCGGCUAACCUGUACGCGCGCUCCAUCUUCGGCGAGGACGCCCUCGCCAACGUCAGCAUCGAGAAGCCCGUCCACCUGGGACCCGACUCGCCCGUCAGCGGCCACAUCCGCAUCCGGGCCAAGAGCCAGGGCAUGGCGUUGAGUCUGGGGGAUAAGAUCAACCUGUCCCAGAAAAAGAGCAAUGCGUAGGCCUGUCAAUCAAGAGGAAGGGCGGGGCCUGGACCCACUGCAGCUCAUCUCUCCACACUUUUAUACUGCACACCUCUGCGACAAGUCACAGAAUGCGAAGAGCCUGUGUGUGAGUGUGAGUGUGAGUGUGAGUGUGAGUGUGAGUGUGAGUGUGAGUGUGAGUGUGAGUGUGAGUGUGAGUGUGAGUGUGAGUGUGAGUGUGUAUGGGUGUGUGUGCGCGCGCAUGUGUGGGCACGUGUGCGUGUGUCUAUGCCUCUGUCUGUUUAGGUGUUGAGGGGUGAAUUCCACACCUCCAGAUGUCUCCUGUGUCAGCUUCUCUCAUACUGUCAGCAAAUAGUUUCUGCUUCUGCUGUACUCUCCACCCCUCUCUCUGGUUAAGUUACACUAAAUGUUGCAUACAAUAAAUGCAUUACCUUUAAA
This is a messenger RNA of Conger conger (European conger), 3488 nucleotides long. It is a transcript of the gene copb1, whose product is annotated as COPI coat complex subunit beta 1. Gene Ontology annotation, molecular function: structural molecule activity. Gene Ontology annotation, cellular component: cytoplasm; COPI vesicle coat. Gene Ontology annotation, biological process: intracellular protein transport; intra-Golgi vesicle-mediated transport; endoplasmic reticulum to Golgi vesicle-mediated transport. Bases 207 to 3068 code for a protein of 953 amino acids. The transcript has 22 exons. NCBI's taxonomy places the organism in Eukaryota, Metazoa, Chordata, Actinopteri, Anguilliformes, Congridae. The record is from RefSeq and is a predicted model, not a curated record.